Messenger RNA from Penicillium taxi, 450 nucleotides. RefSeq lists its product as uncharacterized. NCBI's taxonomy places the organism in Eukaryota, Fungi, Ascomycota, Eurotiomycetes, Eurotiales, Aspergillaceae. The record is from RefSeq and is a predicted model, not a curated record. The transcript is spliced from 3 exons. Bases 1 to 450 code for a protein of 149 amino acids.
AUGGCAAGCCAGAAAAAGUCGCACGUCUUCCGGGUGACAGGUCUGUCGAGGGAACUGCCCGAUGGGGACCUUAAGACCGCAUUACAAGAGGCACUCAACGACAGCUUCACAGACGACGAGAGAUCGCAUAUCAAGGCCGAGAUCACAAUAGUACCUUCAUUCUAUGAAAAUGAUAAGCAAAGGUGUCGCGGUGGCGUGCCUCAGUUCCUCCAUGAGCUGAAAGACAACCCUCUUGGAGGCUGGCAGGUCGAGAUGGGAGACGAUGACAUUAACAUUGACGGCCACUUCUUUGGAUUUACAGAGCUCUACACGCCUGGCGAAAAUGAGCCAGUAGUUGCAGACAUUAUUGCCAUUGCCGGACUAGAUGGACAUGCGUAUGGAUCGUGGCAAGGUAGAGGAAAUCUCGCUCGGAUGUGGCUCCGCGACUUCCUGUCAAAGGAUCUUCCAUAG